Juglans microcarpa x Juglans regia is the source of this 1245-nucleotide messenger RNA. Its product is annotated as protein WALLS ARE THIN 1-like. The coding region runs from base 51 to 1151 and encodes 366 amino acids. The record is from RefSeq and is a predicted model, not a curated record. Lineage: Eukaryota; Viridiplantae; Streptophyta; Magnoliopsida; Fagales; Juglandaceae. Gene Ontology annotation, cellular component: plasma membrane. Gene Ontology annotation, molecular function: transmembrane transporter activity. The transcript has 6 exons.
GGGGCAAACGCAGCAAAGUUACAGGAGGCAGGAGCUCUGCCCUGAAAAGAAUGCCUAUGGUGCCUGAACGUGCGAAGCUGCACUUGGUCAUGACUCUCUGGCAGUUUGGUUAUGCUGGGAACCAUAUCAUCUUGAGAUCUGCACUUAAUAUGGGAAUAAGCAAGAUAGUUUUCCCUCUUUAUCGGAAUGCUAUCGCACUGUUUGUUCUGGCUCCCUCUGCAUAUUUUUCAGAGAAGAAUGACAGGCCACCAUUAACCACUUCAAUUUUGAUAGAAUUUUUCCUCCUCGGAUUUAUUGGGAUAACAUGCAAUCACGGAUCCUAUCUUCUGGGUUUGGACAAAACUUCUCCUACCUUUGCUUCUGCUACAGAGAACAUUGUUCCUGCUGUAACCUUUCUCAUAGCUGCGCUACUCAGAAUAGAGCAAGUGCAUUUGAACAGGAAAGAUGGUAGAGCUAAGGUGCUUGGAACUGCUGCUUCUGUUGCUGGAGCUUCACUCAUUACCCUUUACAAGGGGCCAGCCAUAUAUACACCAAAUUCACAUUUACACCACCAAUCACGAGUUUUACUUUCGUUAGGAGAUGACGAGGGGGAGAAUUGGACCUUGGGUUGCAUCUAUCUCAUUGUUCACUGCCUAUGUUGGUCAAGUUGGAUUGUUUUACAAGCACCCCUCUUGAAGAAAUAUCCAGCUCGGCUUUCGGCCACCUCAUAUUCUUGCUUCUUCAGUGUUUUGCAGUUUCUGGCAAUUGCAGCAUACUUUGAGAAAGACUCUCAAGCCUGGCAAGUUCAUUCCAGUGCUGAACUUUUCAGUAUUUUCUAUACGGGAUUGGUGGCUUCAGCAAUGGGAUUUGCAGUACAAACUUGGGUCGUUGACAGGGCAGGACCAGUAUUUGUUUCAGUCUAUCUACCUGUACAAACCUUGCUUGUAGCUGUAAUGGCCUCUGUUGUUUUAGGAGAAGAAUUCUACUUGGGAGGAGUCAUUGGAGCAGUGUUGAUUGUGGCUGGACUAUACCUUGUUGUGUGGGGCAAAAGUGAAGAGAGCAAGUUUGCAAUGCAAAAGGCUUCAAUUCCCUCUAUGCCUGAGAAUAAAAAGAGAAAAUGCCCUAGUAGAUCUCCUCUCAUCCAACCAUUAAUUACUUCCUUUUCAGAGUGAAAAUGGUGACAACUUUGUUUCCACUUUUCAGCAUAGACCUAAAACAGCAAGAGAACCUGUGCUUCGAACCAAGAGAAAGAGAACAGUAGUGAUC